UCUCCUAAACACACACAUUCUCUAUUUCAAUAGUUAUCUAACUAUAAACAAUUCAAGUAGUUUCCGACAAUUAUGGGUUUAAUCUCUGGUAAAGCGUGUCUGUUUGUUUUGGUACUUGCUUUGGUCACAGAUUUUACUGUGGGGAAAGCAGAGUUUGGUGAUGAAAAGCCCUUGUUUCCCCACCCUCGUCCACUCCUCCACAAAGGUGGCAUCCAUAAGAAGGGCUUUAAGAAAGAUUUCGGCGGUUUUGGCGGUGGUGGUAUAAGUGGUGGAGGCGGCUUUGGAGCAGGAGGUGGAAGCGGUUGGAUUGGAGGCGGAAUUGGUGGCUUUAGUGGACAAAUCGGCGGUGGUUUUGGUAAGGGUGGCGCAGCUGGAGCGGGAGGAGGAGGAUUUGGCGGCGGUGGAGGAUUUGGUGUUGGUAACGGUGGAGGAGCUGGAGCUGGAGUUGGUGGUGGUACCGGUGGAGGGGCUGGAGCUGGAGGAGGAGUUGGUGGUGCUACCGGUGGAGGAACUGGAGCUGGAGUUGGCGAUACAGGUGUUGGUGGUGGUGAUGGUGUGGGAGCUGGCAGUGGUGCUGGUGCCUUGGGAGGAGCCAGCGGUGGAACUGGUGGAGGAGUAGGCGGAGGCGCCGGUGGAGGUCACUAAGGCUUUGUCAUGUGCACUGACGAGGAUCUAUAAAUCCCAUGCAAAUAUAUAUAUAUAUAUAUAUAUGUUUUUAUUUUCAUCUAUGAAUAACUAAUUUAGUAAGUUAAAUAUGAUAUGAUGAAGGAUAUGUACGUCGUUUCUCUUUAAUUUUCCUUUUUCAAAUGAUUGUACCUUGCUAAUUAUAGUAAACAAGGUGAAUAAUAACAUGCGUUCACAGGUUUGAAGU
Molecule: messenger RNA, 871 nt
Organism: Raphanus sativus (radish)
Lineage: Eukaryota; Viridiplantae; Streptophyta; Magnoliopsida; Brassicales; Brassicaceae
Product: glycine-rich protein 23-like
Exons: 1
Coding region: 73-645 (190 amino acids)
Source: RefSeq, a predicted model, not a curated record